Cajanus cajan (pigeon pea) is the source of this 1740-nucleotide messenger RNA. NCBI's taxonomy places the organism in Eukaryota, Viridiplantae, Streptophyta, Magnoliopsida, Fabales, Fabaceae. The record is from RefSeq and is a predicted model, not a curated record.
GGCAAAAUAGAGAGCGAGGUACUUGUAUAAUUGGGUUCGCACAAACAAACCUCAGCUGCGGCGACCAACUAUGGCGAAAAACAGGAGCAAGAAGAAGCGAAACGCUGUCGUUUCAAUGGAUACCACCGACACAUGCGUUUCGGAACAACCUCAAGCAAUGGAUACAACAGAUUCAGUAGUUCAAAACACAGUUUCUGGUGCUACCAAUAUUAUGGUGAGGCCACAGUAUGAUCAGAUAGCCAAGGCCAUGGAGAUGAUGGCCAUGGCGAUGCAGCAGCAGACUGCACAUUUUGCUAGGGUGGAUGCUGAGAGAGCUGCAGCUGGUGCAGCAGGAUCUACUGGGUCUCAUGCGAGCAGGGAUAUGGCUGAGUUCAGGAAGUGUAGUCCUCCUCAGUUUAGAGGUGAUGCAGAUCCAGAUGUGGCUGAUCACUGGAUUUGCGAGUUGGAGAAAAUAUUUUCAGUUUUAGGUUGUUCAGAGGAGCGGAAGCUUGCCUAUGCAGUGUAUAUGUUGACAGGAGAGGCAAAUUAUUGGUGGAGAGGUACUAGUCAGAUGAUGAUUGACCGUGGAGUGGUUGUGGACUGGGUGUGCUUCAAGAGGGCCUUCCUCGAGAAGUACUUCCCAGAGAGUGUUAGGCAUGCUCGGGAGGCAGAGUUUAUGAGAUUACAACAGGGGAAAAUGUCGGUAACCGAGUACGCCAUGAGAUUCGAGCAUUUGGCACGCUUCUACACCCAAGCCAUCUCUGAGGCUUGGAAGUGUAGGAAGUUUGCUGAAGGCUUGAAGUAUGAUUUGAGGAGAGUGGUGGUGCCUAUGGCCAUCACAGAGUUUCCAGCCUUGGUAGAGAAGGCGAAGGUUGUGGAGCGGCUAGAGAGCGUUGGCAAGCCGGCGAAGGCUGUUGGUGGGCCAUCUAGGUCCAAGAGUGGUGGUGGUGCUCAGAGGAAACCUUAUGAUAGGCCCCAAUCACAGCAAGGGGAUCCGGUCACAAGGAAACCUAUUGACACAGCUAGGAGUGAGGGUCAAAGUAGAGUUGCUACUGUCAGAUGUUACAGAUGCGGUAGACCUCACUUCAUUCGUGAUUGCCCUCAUACCGAGAGCAAGUGCUUUAGGUGUGGCCAGAUGGGUCACGUGUCGACUAGUUGUCUUGUAGGUGCCCGACAAACCAGGAGUGCCCCGAGGGGUGAUAGAUCUACUGCAGCUGGGAGAGUGUUUUCCUUGACUGGAGCUGAAGCCUCCACUUCAUCUGAUCUAGGAAAGGGGAAGGGUAAAGUUACUGGAAGAUGAAGCAGAAAGGAAGGCCCAUGAAGAGAUCAAAAAAUGUCCGAAAGAUGAAGGCAAUAGCAAAAGCUGUAACCGCUAAUGAGAAGUCCGCUGAGAAAGUGUCCAAGAACGAAAGCAAAAAAAGUAGGGUUCAAUCUGCAAAAACACUCUAUGAAUGAAUAGUUGGAUGCCUCAUUCAUUUGAUACUUUAUCUUAUAAGAACUCAGUAUACGCCUUAAGUAAUUUGAUUUAGUUAUAUUUACUUAUUAGGCAAAGCAUUCUUUUAAAGAAUGAAACUCUUUUUAUUGUUGUAUCCUUAUUGUAAUAGGAUUUUAUGUAGUUUCGUUCAAUUGUCUCAAUGAUAUUGAAGAAAAAUCAUAGUUCCGUUUUGUCGGUCGACAGUCGAAUGUGGUGUACCAAGCCAGAAUGAGUACCGCAUACGCAUGUCAAUUGUUACUGUUAUCGCAAACAGGAGUUGCAUCCAA